CACGUGUUCGGCGCUGUCUUCGGCGUGGCGGCUCGAGUGGCGCUCACUUUCCGGGGUCCCUCCCCCUCUGCCCACCCCCCUUCCUCCAAAGGCAACCAGGUCAUGGCAGUCAUAGGCACGAUGCUCCUGGUGGCGUACCUCCCCACGGUCGGGUCCUGGACCGUCCGCGGCGACGACCUCCACCGCUGGAUCGUCAACACCGCCCUCGUGACCUGUGCUUCGGCGGUGACCUCUUUCCCCGCCUCGUCCGUGGCUCAUCCGAGGAGGAAGUUCAUGUUGAGUGACAUCCAGUGUGGCCUCGUGGGCGGCGUCGUGAGUGUGGUGGGCGUGGCCGACUUAAUGCUCGAACCCUGGGGCGCCCUGCUUCUCGGCGCCUCCGUCAGCAGCAUGUGUGUGCUGGGCCGCCAUUACCUUCGGCCGUGCGCGAGCCGACGUGUGGGCGCCCAUGACACAGCGAGUGUGGGCGUGACGCAUGGGCUGGCAGGGGUAAUGGGCGGCUUGACAGGUGCCUUGCUGGCCGCCCUUGCCUCUGACACGGGUCAAUAUGGGUAUAGCCUGUACGAAAUCUUCCCCGCCAUGUCCCCUCAGGAAGGCAGUCCAGCUCUUCACGAAAUCAUCCAGUAUUUGGUGGUCGAGGCCGGGGAAGGACGCACGCCUCUGGUCCAAGCGUUUUACCAGUUGCUUGCCGUUGUCACCACGCUUGUGGUCUCUGCCGUGGGGGGCCUUUUAACAGGAGGCCUCAUGCGCAUUCCUCUGUGGGAGAACCUGGCCAAGGACGACCUCCUCAACGACACCAAGUUCUGGCAGCUUCCCGUGGCUCCUCCUCCGCCCGCUGCUCACACUCAGGCCCAGCAACACCACACACAUCACCACCACCACCACCGGGGUCACCAUCAUCACCAUCAUCCUGGUCACCAUCAUGUUUAUCACCACCACGCUCACUCCCCCGGAAAGACGGGCAGGGACGCUGAGACACGCUCGCUGGUGCACAGGGAAAAUGUCAGCGCAUGAUUGCUUUUCUUUUCUCUCUCUCUUUUUCUU
Molecule: messenger RNA, 1041 nt
Organism: Penaeus indicus
Lineage: Eukaryota; Metazoa; Arthropoda; Malacostraca; Decapoda; Penaeidae
Product: ammonium transporter Rh type C-like
Exons: 6
Coding region: 103-1011 (302 amino acids)
Biological process (GO): ammonium homeostasis; ammonium transmembrane transport
Cellular component (GO): plasma membrane
Molecular function (GO): ammonium channel activity
Source: RefSeq, a predicted model, not a curated record